UCAAUUCUGGCAUCUUCCUUUUCCAAGCUGCGGACUCCAACUUCUCACUAAGUUUAUUAGGUGCAAUCAAAGCCAAGUCAAGCACAAUUAGAAACUUCAAAUUUUGUUCUACCUUGGUAUGCAAAAGCACAGUGCAAACUUCCUCCUUCUACCUUGGGGUGUUUAGUAUAAAAAGUGGUAGGUGUUCAUAUUCCUAGGAUCGUGAUACAGCCAGUCGUAAAUCCAAACAAUGGACUUAAAACUUAGCAGUUUCAUUGUUGACGGUACUGUGGAACAGAAUUUUGAAAACCACAAAGUGGAAGGACAAAACUCAGCACCUAGCAACAAACAAUGAGAGACAUAAGAUCAUGAUUAAGAGCCAAAAAGAAGCAGAUUUUCAAUUAAAACAGGAGGGUCUUUCUCAAUCAAUUAAUGAUCCUGAAAAGGCAAAGGCUACAUCAAGCUCAGUAGCACAAUGGCCAAGAUUGAAGGAUCCAAGGAUUGUUCGAGUAUCCAGAGCCUUUGGAGGAAAAGACAGGCAUAGCAAGGUUUGCACUAUAAGAGGGUUAAGAGACAGACGGGUGAGGCUAUCAGUACCAACUGCCAUCCAACUCUAUGAUCUUCAAGAUAGGCUAGGGCUCAGUCAACCUAGCAAGGUUGUUGAUUGGUUGCUCAAUGCAGCUAAGCAUGAAAUUGAUGAACUUCCACCACUUCCCAUUAUUCCUUCAGUGAAUAACUUCACCCUUGGUUAUCCAUCUGCUGUUACUUCUAAUGAAGCUACCACCUCAAAUUCUCAGCCUAAUGAGCAACUUCUUAAUAUCAACAGAAGCAUUCAAUGGGAAGAUUCAAACCAUAAUUCUACAUGGAAAUUAAAGGCUAAAGAAGUUUCAGGAGAAAUGGUUAGCACUGAUAAACCAAAUUGGAUAAGUAGAAGUGAAGAGGAUAAGCAAGGAAGCAAUAAUCAAGGACCUAGCACACAUGUUAUACCAAAUAUUAAUCUCUUACCAAGAGCAAAUCUUAAUCAUCCUUCAUUCUUGGGCUUGCUGAAUACUAUGCCACAUGGUUACCGAUGGGAACAUUCUGCUGGUGAUGUUUCUCAUCCGUUGGGCAACAAUGAAUUAUCAAACCUAACAGAUAUACACAACAAUAUUAACGUUGUACCUUUCCCAACAUCAUCAUUGUCUUUAUCAACUGGGAAUUCUCAAAUUAUGCUAUGUCCUCCAGGAGCAACGCAACCAUAUUUCCCUUCACAUGUUACAGCAAUGGACAUGGAUCCGAGGCAAAUCAACCACUAUCAGAUGUUGAGUUCAGGUUCUGAAAAUCCAUUGGCGAAUUCUCUCAAUCAUUCUUUCAGCCUGGCUAUGAUGGCUCAUAAACCUCUUCUUUCACCCAACAGCAGCAAGAGCCCCUCUCACAAAGACCAAGAUUUUCCUUAAUUCCAAGUGAUACACAAAAUACAAAGUUUGUCUCAAUUCUCCUCCUCUUACAAUAUGCAUGGAUCAUGAAGACUACGAGAAGCUUCUUCAAUUACAAGAUAUUCCACAUUACCACGGGUUUGAAUAAUCAUUUUGUUUGUGAAUGCAUGUUUGGAUUUCCUUCUAUUUUUUUUAAUUAUAUAGGUAACCCUUAAAUUUUCCCUUCAGUUUUUUCAGUUUAUAUAUUCCACGAAACGAUCUAACAUGAAUGGCUUUCUAAGGGUAUUUUGUAAGAACUAUCCUCUAAGUGACAAUGAAUAGCUUAAGAACUCCAAGAGAAUGCAUAUAUUGUGCAAAUCUUUUACUCUUA
This is a messenger RNA of Glycine soja, 1764 nucleotides long. Its product is annotated as transcription factor TCP13-like. The record is from RefSeq and is a predicted model, not a curated record. Gene Ontology annotation, cellular component: nucleus. The transcript has 2 exons. Lineage: Eukaryota; Viridiplantae; Streptophyta; Magnoliopsida; Fabales; Fabaceae. Gene Ontology annotation, molecular function: DNA-binding transcription factor activity; sequence-specific DNA binding. The coding region runs from base 348 to 1415 and encodes 355 amino acids.